Molecule: messenger RNA, 1199 nt
Organism: Elaeis guineensis (African oil palm)
Lineage: Eukaryota; Viridiplantae; Streptophyta; Magnoliopsida; Arecales; Arecaceae
Product: NAC domain-containing protein 22
Biological process (GO): regulation of DNA-templated transcription
Molecular function (GO): DNA binding
Source: RefSeq, a predicted model, not a curated record
ACCUCUGCGUAAGAGAAUAUUGGAUGCUGAGAAGUAGAAAGGAAAGAAGUGAAGGAAUGGAGAGAAGCGGUUCAGAGAUGGAGCUCCCGGGUUUCCGAUUCCAUCCAACUGAAGAGGAGCUCCUCGACUACUACCUCAAGCGGGUGGCCCUUGGAAAGAAGCUCAACUUCGAUAUCAUCGGCACCCUCAACCUCUACCGCCACGACCCUUGGGAACUCCCAGGGUUGGCGAGGAUCGGGGAGAGGGAGUGGUAUUUCUUUGUGCCGAGGGAUAGGAAGAGCGGGAACGGAGGGAGGCCGAACCGGACGACGGAGCGGGGGUUCUGGAAGGCGACCGGAUCGGACCGGCCGAUACGGAGCGCGGCCGAUCCGAGGCGGCUUAUCGGGCUAAAGAAGACCCUGGUCUUCUACGAGGGGCGGGCCCCUCGCGGCACCAGGACCGACUGGGUUAUGAACGAGUAUCGCCUCCCCGACGCUCCUCCUUCCAACAACGCUGCUACUCCCAAGGAGGAUAUAGUACUGUGCAAAAUAUAUAGGAAAGCUACAUCAUUAAAGGAGUUGGAGCAGAGAGCAGCCAUGGGAGAAGACAUGAGAGCACCACAAGCCUGCAUGUCCAUGGUGGAUAAUGCGUCGUCAGAUGAUCAGGAAAAUUAUCAAAGUUCAUCGUUGCCUUUGGACAAUGGAGAUCCAAAGGAGAUGAAAGAAGAGACCCAGAAGGAGGUAGAAGUCACAUCCAUAUCCAUUCGACAAGUGGAUCUCCCACUCCCAGAACUUCAAGUUCCAAAGUAUAGCUUGGACUGGAUGCAGGAUCCUUUCUCCACUCAGUUGCGUAGCCCAUGGCUAGACCAAUGGUUGCCCAACUUCUAAAUAAAAACCGCUCACUGAGUUGUGCACAAAGAAGGACUGCAUCAGCUCAUAGCAUCUGAGUGAGGACUGGCUAAACAUAUAUAUCAUCAUAGAUCAAGAGAGUGGAAUGCGCUGACGUCUGUUUUGAUAUUUCUUUCUUUUACUUUAAGAGAUGGUUAGACUGCUGACAGCUCUUUCUCCUAUUUCUUAGUGAAGAGGAGAAGAGAUGAGAAAAGACUGAGAUUUAUCUUUUUGUUCUUGCGGUUAUUUUGUGAAUAAGGUCCUCGUUAUAAGUGUUUAAAUUUGUAUUUUGGUAAAGGAUUUUAUGAAGUACUGCUUAUAAUUAAGAAAAAA